GUGGGCCGCCCGUUGCCGGGGUUGCCGGUAGCCCGGCGGCGAUCGGGGAUUGGCGGCGGCGGCUCCGGCUCCUCCCCGGCCCGGCCCGGCCCGGCCCUCGGCGGAGCGGCCCCCGCCGUCACUCUGCCGGCGCUGCGGAGCGGGGGAGCGCGGCCAUGGCGGCGGCCCCGGCGGAGGCGGAGACCCGGCAGCGGCUGCUGCGCACCGUCAAGAAGGAGGCCUCUGUUCGACAGGUGAAGCAGAUCAUGGAGGAGGCGGUGACGAGGAAGUUCGUGCAUGAGGACAGCAGCCACAUCAUCUCCUUCUGUGCUGCUGUGGAGGCCUGUGUCUUGUACGGCUUGAAGCGGAGGGCGGCAGGAUUCCUGCGCAGCAACAAGAUAGCGGCUCUGUUCAUGAAGGUGGGCAAGAGCUUUCCUCUGGCUGAGGAGCUCUGCAAGAAAGUGCAAGACCUGGAGCAGCUCAUCGAGAAUGCACGAAAUCAAGUCCAGGGCAUCCCGGAGAAUGUGCGCAAGAUGCCGAAGCUGCCCAACCUGUCUCCUCAAGCCAUCAAGCACCUCUGGAUCCGCACAGCCCUCUUUGAAAAGGUCUUGGAUAAAAUCGUGCAUUACUUGGUAGAAAACAGCAGUAAGUACUACGAGAAAGAAGCUCUCCUGAUGGAUCCCGUGGAUGGGCCAAUUCUUGCAUCUUUAUUGGUGGGGCCCUGCGCGCUGGAGUACACGAAGAUGAAGACCGCUGACCACUUCUGGACGGACCCCUCGGCCGACGAGCUGGUUCAGAGGCACCGGAUCCACAGCUCGCACUGUCGCCAGGACUCGCCCACCAAGCGCCCGGCGCUCUGCAUUCAGAAAAGGCAUUCGAGCGGCAGCAUGGACGACCGACCAUCGCUGUCUGCCAGGGACUACGUGGAGUCGCUGCACCAGAAUUCCCGAGCCACGCUCCUCUACGGCAAGAACAACGUCCUGGUGCAGCCGCGAGAUGACAUGGAGGCAAUCCCGGGAUAUCUGUCCCUUCACCAGACUGCCGAGAUCAUGGCGCUGAAGUGGACUCCCAACCAGCUGAUGAACGGCUCUGUGGGGGAUCUGGACUACGAGAAGAGCGUGUACUGGGACUAUGCCAUGACUAUUCGCCUGGAGGAGAUCGUCUAUUUGCACUGUCACCAGCAAGUAGACAGCGGUGGAACGGUUGUCUUGGUGAGCCAGGAUGGGAUUCAGAGGCCCCCGCUGCGGUUCCCCAGAGGAGGGCACUUACUGCAGUUCCUGUCCUGCCUGGAGAACGGCCUCCUGCCCCACGGGCAGCUGGAUCCACCCCUCUGGUCACAGCGGGGAAAGGGGAAGGUGUUUCCCAAGCUGAGGAAGCGAAGUCCCCAGGGCUCCUCCGAGUCCGCGUCCGACAAGGAAGAUGAUGAAGCCACAGAUUACGUUUUCAGAAUAAUCUACCCAGGGACACAGUCUGAAUUCGUUAGCAUUAAUGGUAAUUUUCAUCCAUUCCUUGCGUCUGUGAUCUCCAUCACUGCUGUGAGAGGGAAGAUGGCCAGGACUCCCGCUGCAAGCAAGAUGGUGGUGAUCCCUAAAUGGUUUCCGAGUCUCCCCAUCACGUCCCGACCUCCCCUUGCCACACUGGGGGCCGCUCGGCAUCAGUUGCCCCAGGACCUGAUGGACGCGCCGGGUGCUGGCCUGCCUCCCAUGUGGCAACCCAGCACCCGCAAGUCCUCCUGCUCCUCCUGCUCUCAGAGCGGCUCCUCUGACGGCGGGCCAUCCAACGGCUGCAGCCACGAGAGAGCUCCACUGAAGCUCCUGUGUGACAAUAUGAAGUACCAAAUCCUCUCCCGGGCCUUCUACGGCUGGCUGGCCUAUUGCAGGCACCUCUCCACGGUGCGAACCCACCUCUCUGCGCUGGUGAACCACAACAUCGUGUCUCCUGACGUGCCCUGCAACGCCAGCUCGGGACUGACUGUGGACAUAUGGCAGAGAUACCUGCAGGACAGCACGAGUUAUGAGGACCAGGAGCUGCUGCGGCUGAUCUACUACGGCGGGAUCCAGCACGAGAUCAGGAAGGCUGUCUGGCCUUUCCUUUUGGGGCAUUAUCAGUUCGGGAUGACAGAGGCAGAAAGGAAGGAGGCUGACGCCCAGAUCCGCGCCUGCUACGAGCACACCAUGGCGGAGUGGCUGGGCUGCGAGGCCAUCGUCCGGCAGCGGGAGAAGGAGUCGCACGCCGCGGCUCUGGCCAAGUGCUCCUCCGGGGCCAGUCUGGACUCCCACCUUCAGAGGAUGAUGCACAGGGACUCGACGAUCAGCAAUGAGUCUUCGCAGAGCUGCAGCUCUGGCCGACAGAAUCACGCCCGGCUGCAGAGCGACUCCAGCUCCAGCACGCAGGUGUUUGAAUCUGUUGAUGAAGUGGAACAGAUGGAAGAUGGCAAACAAAGCAAGAUCCCCAACGGGACGGUUCCCAACGGCACGUGUUCCCCUGAUUCUGGCCACCCCUCUUCCCAGAACUUCUCCAUCGCCUCGGGCUUCUCGGAGCGCAGCUUCAGCAAUGAGGACAGUACCCUGGAAACCAACAAAUCCUCGGCCAGCUCUCAGGGAAAGGCCGGUGGGUCUGAGAUGCCAGGCCCACAGGACCCGGACGGUGCCCGGCAGGAGGAGAAGCUGCAGGGCCAAGACAGCCUGGAAGGGGAAUUUCCCACCAGUGGAAGCGUGGACUUUGUUCCGGUGGGUGAGAGCUCGGCAGGGGUCCUGCGUGAUCAUGAUGCUGUGGCCCUGACUGUGGUAGAGAGCUGGGCAGACAGCGAAGCUGAAAAGCAAAGCUUGGUGGAGAGUGAGGAUAACCUCUCCGAGGAGCCGGAGAUGGAGAGUUUGUACCCUCAGCUGGAUUCUCUGGCUGUAGCUGACCUGGCCAACAGCGAAACGUCUGCUGUCUCCUCGUCGGGUGUCACCUACUCUCCGGAGCUACUGGACAUGUACACGGUGAACCUGCACCGCAUCGAGAAGGACGUGCAGCGGUGCGACCGCAACUACUGGUACUUCACCCCUGCCAACCUGGAGAAGCUCCGCAACAUCAUGUGCAGCUACAUCUGGCAGCACAUUGAGAUUGGCUACGUGCAGGGCAUGUGUGACCUGCUAGCCCCUCUCCUGGUCAUCCUGGAUGACGAGGCUCUGGCUUUCAGCUGUUUCACCGAGCUGAUGAAGAGGAUGAAUCAGAACUUCCCCCACGGAGGAGCCAUGGACACCCACUUUGCCAACAUGAGAUCCCUGAUCCAGAUUCUGGACUCUGAGCUCUUCGAGCUGAUGCACCAGAACGGUGAUUACACUCAUUUCUACUUCUGCUACCGAUGGUUUCUCCUGGACUUCAAGAGAGAGCUGGUGUAUGAUGACGUGUUCGCCGUCUGGGAGACCAUCUGGGCAGCUGCACACGUUUCCUCUGCACACUAUGUGCUCUUCAUAGCCCUGGCUUUGGUGGAAAUGUACCGGGACAUAAUCUUGGAGAACAACAUGGAUUUUACAGACAUCAUCAAGUUUUUCAAUGAAAUGGCUGAGCGGCACAACACCAAGCAGAUCCUGAAGCUGGCUCGGGACCUUGUCUAUAAAGUCCAGACUCUGAUCGAGAACAAAUGAAGGACAUGGGGAAGACGAGGCAUCCAGACAAAGAGCCGGGACUCCCUUUCAAUGCUUCCUCCCCUUCUCCUUUUUCUCCAAGUGCCACACCUGUGGAAAUAAGGUAGUGGGACACAUGCUGCUGUCUAAACUGGAAGUACCCUUAGCUCUCCAAGUGCUGUGGUCAGUGUUAGGUCCAGGGCCCCCGGCUCAGAUCUCUGCAGCCUUCUUCAGUGACUUAACCAAAGAUCCGUACAAUUGCAUUUAAUUGCGAAGGACUUGCUUUGGAAGCAGGACCCAGGCAGUCGCUUCCUUGCCUCGCUGCAGCCAAAGGGCAGCGAGUGUGGUUACCACCACAACUGCCGAGGCAGUUGCCGGCGUCCCGGGGCAGAGCUGGGGGUCUGGGAGAGCAGAGCUGCCAGCCCUCCCCCCGGGGCCAGCUCGGGCUCGACAGCCUUUGUUGCAAGAAAAUAAAGCUGCUUCCUUGGAGAGCCCUUACCCUGUGGCACGGGGAAGCCAGCCAGCCCUGCAAGCCUGGGCGACCCAGGGAUGCUGCCGGUGCUCAGUUUCUUACAAACUUUAUGAGGUUCUGCCAGUAACAGGGAGGGACUUUGAUCACAGAAAUUCCUCUUCUUUUGAUCUUGUCCCUUGAUGCGUAGCAUCCCCUUCAGUAUUUUCUUUAGGGCUCUGGUCUCUCCCUGGGAUUUUUAGGUUGUUUGUUACUACAAUAUCUGAGCACACAAGAGUUUCAUCUCUGGAUGAAUUUUCAGAAGAGCUCCACGUUCAGCAUUGGGUUUUUCUUUCAAAAUCCAGCCUCUGUAACACGCUCUGAACACUGGAAAAUCUGGUCCUAACCUCCUCUGGGAACUCUAGACUUGAGGUUUUCUUACCUGCCUUACUCUAGCUGCUCGUGUUAGGAGUCUGGUCUCCUUACUGUUCCUCUGCAACCCCUGCUAGGCGGGAGCUCCUCACAAGGCAAGUCAGAGCUCCUGCCUUCGGUGACUGUCCUGACUUUCCCACUGAAGGUGUCUGUCUUUUCCUCUGUUAAUGGAAAGACCGGCUGCUCAAAGCUAGACAGUGCAAACAAUCCCCUUGGUGCCUGCAGGUUUUCUGUGUGCUUCUGGGGCUGGCUGCAAAGCCCCCAAGUCCACUGAAAGUCUCCAGUUAGGUCUUGGUGUGGUCUUCUUUCACACGCGAGAAAGAAUUCUUCCUUUCACAUGCGAAGAGGAAAAUAGCCCAAGGUCCCUGUUUGCUUUUGGAAGAUGCACUUCUGUGGCCACUUUUCCUGCAGUGGCUCUCCAGCGUGGCAGCCCCUGGAGCACACAGCAUGAAGUGCCUCUCCAGCACUACCAGCGUGAGAGCUGAGCUGCUGUGUCAUGCUACGGCUGCGCUACGGAGGGUUUGGAUUCAAUUUUCAACUCAGGUAAAAACAAUAAAGGAAAAGGAGAGGUGGAGGCUGUCGGUAGGUCUAGUUCAGCCAGGGAGGGCUUUGUCACGGCCACGGGAGGCUGCCGUGAACGUGUGCUUUCAGCAGCAGGGAGGACGCUGGGUUGUAGCUCUCUCUAAGGGUACUUUCUCUCAAGUUUUGCUGCAAAAAUUUGUGUUCCCCCUCCAUGCGAUGUGUGCUGUGUGUGUGCUCUCCUCCUCCCGUCUGCAAGAUAGGCCCUGCUCUUCUCUUGCUGUUGGAGUGCUGCUCCCCAGAAGGGAAAAGGGGCCCUUCCCUCCUUCUGUGGGACAUCUGUCUGUGCUGACUGUGUUUCGUAUUUAUUUGUGGCAUAUGUCAGACGUUGCUUGCAGAAAAAAGAACAGAUGUAAAUCUGCAGAAGAGACGACUGCUGCUUCAGAAAAGUUCUGCAGAGCGUGGUGAAGCGGUUUGCAGUUUCUGAGCAAACCAGCUCAUCUUUCUGCGCUGCUGGGACGUGGAGGUUGCAGCUAGAAAAAACAGGGAACGGUAGUGUCUACUGAACCCUGUGGGGAAGAGGAUGGCAGGAGGGGGUGAGAGCAGUGGGGAACCUUUCAUGUCUCGUAAUCCCAACAAGCAAGUGUGUACCAACCACCUAGGAAAUUCUUUGAAGCGAUUUUUCUGCAUAAAACCGCCAAAGAGUGCUUGGUCUGUAGUGGCGUGGGAAACAAAGGCAGCUGAGCUUCGAAUCUGCCAGUUCGUGUGUAAAUCUUUCAUCUUUCCACAAAGCAGAGCGAAAAGCUCAUGCCCACCCUGCCGGGCUGUUGCAGUUCCCUCCGGACCCUCGGGCAGGAGCAGGCUGCCUGCAUCACCUUCCCCCCGAGGGGGAGGGAAGCGCUCUGUCCCCCCCCCCGUUCUGAGGGACACGAACCAGUAGGUCAGUUUAAAUACGGUCUUGUCAAGCAACGUUGCUGACACUUUAUCUCUCAAGCUUCUGUUUUCCUUUCCUUGGUUUUUAAACAAAAACAGCCAAGAAAUUCUGCACAAUAUUUGCUGUCUGUAUUAACUGAGAGUGUCUUUGGGCCGCUCAAUAGCAGUGUUUUUUGAAUAACUUCUGGGGGGAAAAAGUAUUUAUUUAUUGAUUGUACAUUACUGUGUGUCCUUGUAUACUGAAGUAUGUGAGUGUGCAUUGUUCGCAAAUGGAGAUAUAUCUUUUCAAUGUUCUUUACAAUAUCUUGUAAAUGUUUACCAGAAAA
Messenger RNA from Tyto alba (common barn owl), 6248 nucleotides. It is a transcript of the gene SGSM1, whose product is annotated as small G protein signaling modulator 1. The coding region runs from base 156 to 3611 and encodes 1151 amino acids. The record is from RefSeq and is a predicted model, not a curated record. NCBI's taxonomy places the organism in Eukaryota, Metazoa, Chordata, Aves, Strigiformes, Tytonidae. The transcript has 26 exons. Gene Ontology annotation, biological process: activation of GTPase activity. Gene Ontology annotation, molecular function: GTPase activator activity.